AUGGGGAAGAGCGAGAAGACGACGUUAGGGCGAUCCCUGGUGAAGCACCACAACCAUAUGAUUCAAGAAUCCAAAGAGAAAGGCAAGUACUACAAGAAUCUCCAGAAGAAGGUUCUCGAAUCCGUCACCGAGGUCAGCGACAUCGACGCCAUCAUCGAGCAGGCUGAGGAAGCCGAGCGUCUUUUCACCAUCAAUCACAGCAACACCACACCUUUGCCCAUCAAUAUGUAA
Thlaspi arvense is the source of this 231-nucleotide messenger RNA. Lineage: Eukaryota; Viridiplantae; Streptophyta; Magnoliopsida; Brassicales; Brassicaceae. The record is from the annotation of a GenBank genome assembly.